Molecule: messenger RNA, 10953 nt
Organism: Globicephala melas (long-finned pilot whale)
Lineage: Eukaryota; Metazoa; Chordata; Mammalia; Artiodactyla; Delphinidae
Gene: ADPRM
Product: ADP-ribose/CDP-alcohol diphosphatase, manganese dependent
Molecular function (GO): 2',3'-cyclic-nucleotide 2'-phosphodiesterase activity; manganese ion binding; CDP-glycerol diphosphatase activity
Source: RefSeq, a predicted model, not a curated record
CUGCGCUCGAUGGUGACGCGGUCGGCUAGCCGGUAGUCUGGGAGCCCUUCGCUGCGGAGUCGGCGCGCGAAAACUAUUUGGAGAUUAUGGAUGCUAAGCCCGAACCUGGACCCCUCAGUGAGAGUUCAGAACUUCUUUUCUCCUUUGGAGUUAUAGCAGAUAUUCAGUAUGCUGAUUUGGAAGAUGGCUAUAAUUUCCAAGGAAGCAGACGGAGAUACUACAGAUACAGUCUUCUUCACUUACAGGGUGCUAUCGAACACUGGAAUAAAGAAAGCAGCCCACCCAGUUGUGUACUUCAGCUUGGAGACAUCAUCGAUGGAUAUAAUGCACAGUAUCAAGCAUCAGAAAAGUCACUAGAACUCAUCAUGAACACAUUCCAAAGGCUGAAAGUCCCAGUUCAUCACACGUGGGGAAAUCACGAAUUCUAUAACUUCAGCAGAGACUAUUUAACAAACUCCAAACUUAACACAAAGUUUCUGGAGGACCAGAUUGCCCAUCAUCCUGAGACUGUGCCUUCAGAGAAUUAUUAUGCUUAUCACUUUGUACCGUUCCCUAAAUUCCGGUUCAUUUUACUCGAUGCUUAUGACAUGAGUGUCUUGGGCGUGGAUCCGUCUUUUCCAAAAUACCAGCAGUGUCUGAAGAUACUGAGGGAGCACAACCCAAAUGCGGAAUUGAAUAGUCCUCAAGGACUUGCUGAGCCCCAGUUUGUCCAGUUUAAUGGAGGAUUCAGCCAAGAACAGCUGAACUGGCUGAAUGAAGUUCUUACAUUCUCUGACAGAAACCAAGAAAAGGUGGUGAUUGUGAGCCAUCUUCCCAUUUAUCCCGAGGCCUCUGACAGUGUGUGCCUGGCCUGGAAUUACAGAGACGCCCUGGCAGUCAUUUGGUCUCACAAGUGUGUGGUGUGUUUCUUCGCCGGUCACACUCACGAUGGUGGCUACUCUGAGGAUCCUUUUGGUGUGCACCACGUCAACAUAGAAGGGGUUAUUGAAACGGCUCCAGACAGCCAGGCCUUUGGCACAGUUCAUGUCUAUCCUGACAAAAUGGUGCUGAAAGGGAGGGGCAGAGUUCCAGACAGAAUUAUGAAUUACAAGAAGGAAAAAGCUCUCCAUUUUUAGUGUGAUUUUAUUUGUUUACUUUUAUAGAAAGAGACUGACUUGGCUUUGUGGGUUUGUUCCGCCUUCCUCUCCCCACAUCCUGAGUCUCAUUGUUUAGUAUUGUUUGCAUAACAAAUGGCCAUAACUGACUUCAGUGUGUGUUAGCUCGUAAGAUAUUCUGAAAUGUCAUUUUUGGAUAAUAUAUCCCGUGUUGAAAACUGGAAAGGAAAUGAAUGAAAGUAGCAUGAAUAAACCAGGGAGGAGACUGAGGUGGGGGGGAUACAGUCCUCCAAACAGAUUCUAUUUAGCCUUACCUGAGGUUUUUUUACUUUUUACAAGGAGAAUGUAUUCAUUCACUGUAUUAGCUAUGUAAGUUAAAAUUCAUAAUAAAAAAGAAAUAAAAUAAGCUCAGGUAAACUUUUUCCGUUUACCCAGUUGUGUGAAUGAGCUUUAGACAUUUUAUGCUCAGAGUACCCAUCAUAUUUGUACUUUUAUAGGUUUAUACUCCUGUUUCGUAAGCCAAAAGCAUCACUAGUUACUUCACAGGUGAACGAAUAGCACCCCCAUUCACACAGGUGAAUGUGUGGUCUCCCUUGUGAACCUCUUGUGAGUUCAGCCAAAUCAGGACCGAGUGCCAGUGCAGCUGUGUGCCUGCCAGCAUGUCUGUUUGGGCCCCCAGCUGGUGCUAUAGGAGACUAUCGUAGGUAGAUGAAUUUACCCUUGACUCCCUUUAUAGACAAACGGGGCAUGUUUAACUGAGCUGUCAUAUAUUCUAAGACUUAUUUGCAGAAACACUUACUCAGUGGCAAAUGGGGACUGUUCAAAUGUAGAAAAAGUUUGAUUCAGGGCCUGAAAAACAGGAAGACAAAAAACCAGUACUAGUCAACGUAAGUGUGUCUGCUGAGUACCGAAGCAUUGUGGGGCUGCAGAGGCGUAUCAGUUUCCGCUGGCUGCUGUAACAAAUUACCACAAACUUGGUGGCUUAAACAACAUAUAUUUGUUCUCUUACAAUUCUGGAGGUCAUAAGUCUGAAAUUGUCUUCACUGGGCUGAGAUCAAGGUGUUAUCAGGGCCAUGCUCUCUCGGAGGCAGAAUCGGUUUCCUUGCCUUUUCCAGCUUCUAGAGCUGCAUCUCUUGCAUGUCUUGGCUUAUGGCCCCUUCCUCCAUCUGCAAAGCUAGCAAUGCAGCUUUUUCCAGUCUCUUGCUGCUUUGUUGUCACAAUGCCUUUCUCCCCUUCCGUCUGUAGUCAAAUAUCCCUGUGCCUCCCUCUUAUAUUGUAAUUACAUUGAGGGCCCACCCAGAUAAUCCAGGAUAAUCUUCCCAUCUCAAGAUCCUUAAUCACAUCUGGGAAGUCUAUUUUGUGAUGUAAGGUAACAUUCAAAGGUUCUGGGGAUUAGGACCUGGAUACCUUUGAGGGUCAUUAUUCAGCCACUGACGUGACUAUAAUGCGCUCCCUGCCUUCACUGACUUUCCACAAGUGAGAGAGAAACAACCCUGCAUACAAAUGUAUGAAGAAAGGACAGUGGCAACAUGGAGGAGGGAUUUAAUUUUGUUUGAAGGGAAUAGGGAUGACUUGAAGAAGGAAGAAAAAUGGUUUAAAUAGAUGUGCAGGUGCAUUUCAUGUAGACAGAACAGCGUAGCGUCAUAGGAUAUGCUGAGUUCAGGAACUGCAAGUAAUGCUAUGAGGAUUCACCAAACAGCGCUGGGGGAUGGCAGGCGGUAAAGUGGGAAAGGACAAGCUAGGGCUUGUCCUGAGUGACGAGCCAGAGUUAGAACUAAACUUGUCAGGCAGUGAGGAACCCUCCGGUGUCUGAGCUGGGGAAUGUGUGAGGAAAUUUGUGUCAAUUCCAGGCAGUGGAUAAUGAGAGGCUGAUAUAGGAGAAUGACAAUGGGGAGAAAAAAGAUUGUGAGGGUGGGAGGACAGAGAUUUUGACAAAGAACUAUUAAACUUACUAAUAAUACUUAAAUUCAAUUGAAAAAUAGAGUUGAAAAGCAAUUUCAGUAAUACUGUUCAAAAGGCAGUACUUUACCAAGUUACUGCCUUUUACAUGCUUCUGGAGAUACGAAAGGAACUGUGUAUAUUCACAAAAUUCAUAGUGUUAUAUGGGAGAUGCAAAUAUGAUGAAAGUGUAUUUUGGACAUUACUUUAAAAAAAAUUGAAACAUUAUAGUCUUUUAAGCACAGAAUCAGGCAUUACUUGGAGGAUGGGUAGGUCCUAUAUAGAAUUUGGAAAUAAAUCUGUUUCUUCAUGUCUGACUAAUAGUUAUACUAACGGAGGUAUAAAAACCAUAAAUAUACCAGAAAACUGAAAUCCUUUAUUUGUAUUUCACUGACCCUUAAAAUAAAUUUUACUUUAAUUGCUUUAAUAUCAACUAGAUUUUUUUUCCUUUACCCUCUAAAUCUUGAUAGAGAAUUUCUGACUAUCCAGUGGUCAUUAUGUAAAACAAAAAACAUGCCUAUCUCCUUUAACAAAUAUUUAUAAAAUACUUAAUAUCGUAUUAAAGGCUAUAAAAAUAGGCAAACUACCAGACUCAUUUUCACUCUACUAAUACUUUUUGAGUCAAAUAUUUCCUAAAUCUCAUGAAACUGUCUCCACUAUGGAGUUUGAUGCUAGCAUAUGUAAAAGAGUUGCCAUCCAGAUGCUCUAAGACAGCACUGACCAACAGAAAUAUAAUGUGAGCCACAUAAGUAAUUUGAAAUAUUUUAGCAGUCACAUUUUAAAAAGUAAAUAGAAAUAGAUAAAAUUAAUUUUAAUUAUGUAUUUUAUUUACCCCAAUACAUCUAACAUAUUAUUUUAACAUGUAAUCAAUAUAAAAAUAUUUUACAUUCUUUUUUAUACUAAGUCUGUAAAAUCUAGUGUAUAUUUUAUGCUUAUAAUCCAUCCAUUUGGACACUAAAUUUUCAUUGGAAGUACUUGGUCCGUAUUUAGACAUAAAAUUUGCAGCUGAAGAAGUAGAUUCACAUAUCCAAGUUGUUCCAAACAUACUUAAAACAAGUGUUCCAAACACACUUAUAAGUUUUCUCAUAACUGAAUUGAUGUUUUUAAAUAAAAAUGAAAAAAUUCAAACUUCUUCAGUGUACAUUUCAAGCGCUCAAUACAACAUGCAGCUAGUGGCCACCAGACUGCACAGCUCUGAAAUGGUCUUCUCUACAGGGCUACUUUUGACAUUAAAAAUAUGUGUCUAGAUUUUGGUCUUAUUUUUCAUUUAAAAUGUAAUUAAUAUUCUCUCUCUCCUUCUUUUUGGUCCCACAUUCCUUUAUUCUAGCUAACUUUCUUUCCAAGACAUGCUUGUUCACUUGGUUCAUCUGGAGUCCUCAUUUAAUUCACAGCACUGUACCAGUUCAGUAUACUGAGGUUAGUUCAGGGGUACAGCCCUCUCCUGAACUCUUUCUAUCAUUAUCCAAACCCUGCUUCCCUCUAUGUUAUCAGGUGCAGCCCUUUGUCAGCUCUUUAUAUUUUGAAUGCUCUCAUAUUAUCUCGGUUAUAAACCUUGCAACUAUAUAAAUAAGUAGGAGGUCUGGUAGUAACCCUAUUUUAUAGAUAAAGAAUUAUCCAUGGGAGGUUUACACAUUUGCCCAAGUCACAUGGAUAGUAACGUAGCUGAGUUAGAAUUCAUAUUUCUGAACUUUUGUGUUUUGCCUUUUCCACUACACUGUGACACAACAGAAUGUCAGACUCCUUCUCUUACUAGUCCCUUCCAGUCCUGUGUUGUAGGCAGCCUAACUUAGGAUUUUGUAAAAAAAUCAUCUCUAGUAUUAAAUUACCUGAAAUAAAUUCCUAGAAAACUGGCAUGUUACAAUCAUGUUUACAAAAAAUUGUAAACUCUCAUUUUAAGAACAGGAUUCUUCAUUUAAAUUACUGUCUUGCAGUGAGUUGGCCAGGAGGACCGCAUCUCCUUGUUUAUAUAUACAUAGACCCAUGAGAUAAAUGGGAAAAGAGCAACUAUGAUAGCAAUAGCCAACUGAAUUCUUCCACCAACUGGAUUCCUAUAAAGACACACAAAAAUUAUUAUAAAUAACAAUCCAAUAAAAAUUAUGAAUUGCUUUGGUAACGAAUAUGAAGAUUGAUUUUACUAAAACACAUCAUUACAUUUUUGUACGGUCUUUUUAAUUUUUUAAAUUGAAAUAUAAUUCUUAUUUCUGCAUUUAUAAUUCUGCAUUUCAGUGACCUCAGUUGAAGGUCACUGAUAAAGCAAUGUUAAAAUGGAUCUUUACAUAAUGAUUUUUGUGUCCUGUUUAAGAAAACUUUUCUUCCCCAAGGUCUUAAGGAUACUAGAUUAUCUUCUCUAAAAGUUUUAUUGUUUUGCUUUUCACAUUAGAUCUAUAAUCCACCUAGAACUGAUUUUUAUGAAAGUUUUAAGGUGUAGGGGUUGUUUCACUUUUUUCCAUAUGGAUAUUCAAUUGCUCCAGCACUAUUUAUUGAAAAGAUUGCCUUCCUUUGCUACCCUGGAGUGCCACCAUUGUCCUAAGUAAAGGCCAUAUACAUACAUACAUACAUAUAUAUAUAUAUAUGGAUCUGUUUCUAGAUUCUGUUGUUUCAUUCAUUUAUUUUUCCAGUAUGGGUUUAUCUUAUACUGCCAUAGGAUAAUUAUUUAGGUGUUCUUUAUUUUAAUAUUGAGGUCUUUAAUUUCUCCCAUAAUGUUUUAUAGUUUUGUAUGCAGAGAUUUUGCACAUGUCUGCUAGAUUUAUUCCUGGGGAGUUGAUUUUUUGAUGCUAUAAAUGAUAACUUUUUGUUUUUAUCAUUUUCUGUUACUUGCUGAUAAGAAUAGUUGAUUUUAGUAUAUUGACCUAGUAUCCAGCCAUCAUGCUAAACUCACUUAUUUGAAUAACUUUUUAGAUGUUUAGAAAUUUUCUACAUAUGUGAUUUUGUCAUCUGUGAAUAAGGAAAAUUUAAUUUUGCCUUUCCAAUCCUUGGGGGCUUUUAUUUCUUUUUCUCGCCUUACUGUACUGGCUAGGACAAGAGAGAGAACAGUGUUGAGUAGAACUAGUGGCAACAGUGGCUACUUCUCAUUCCUGAUCUCAGAGGAAAAGUUUUCAGCUGCUCACCAUUAAGUAUCAUGCUGUGGUAUAGAUACCCUUUAACAGGGUAAGUUCCUUUUUAAAUCAAUUUUUAUGAGCUUUUAUCAUGAAUGGAUGUUGAAUUUUAUCAAAUGCUCUUUUUGUAUAGGCUGAGAAGAUAGUUUAUUUUCUUCUUUCAUUCUGUUAAUGUAGUGAAAAACACUGGUUGGUUUCCAAAUGUUAAACUAACUGUAUUCCUAGAAUAAACACAACUUGGUGGCUGGGUCAUGAAUUGCAGGACUUGAUUUGCUAAUGUUUUUUAUUUUUUGCUAAUAUUUUGUUUAGGGUUUUUCCAUCUGUGGUCAUGAGUGAGAUUGCUGUGUAACUUCCUUUUUCUUUCGUUUUUUUUGGUUGGGGGUGGGUAAUGUUCUUGUCAACUUUUGGUGUCCAGAUUUUUCUGCCCUCAUAAAAUAAACUGGAAAAUAUUUCUUCUUUUUCUGUUCUCUGGAAGAGUCUGUUGAAGGUUGGCAUUAUUCCUUCCUUAAAUGUUAGGUAGAAUUCUGCAGUUAUGCCAUUUGGUCUAGAGUUUUCUUUUAAGAAAAGUUUAUAUUAUACCCUCAAUUUCUUUAAUAGUUAUGAGACCGUUCUGAGGAUUUCUUCUUGUGUCAGUUCUGGUAAAUUGUAUCUUUCAAGGAAUUUGUCCAUUUCAUCUACAUUUUCAAAUUUAUUGGGAAAAAGUUGUUCAUAAUAUCCUCUUAUGAUUUUUGCAGUGUCUGUUACAUGGGUAAAUAUCUUUGUCUUUUUCAUCCGAGAUUAGUUAUUUUUGUGCCUUCCUUUCCUUGCUCUCACUUUAAUUAUUUUUCCCUUUUUAGCCUUGCCAGGGUUCAUCAGUGUUAUUAAUCAUUUCAGAGAAUGAAUAUUUGUCCCUCUUACUCCUUUAUUUUUUAAUGCUGAUUUUUUCCUUUCAUUGGUUUCUGCUUUUAUAUUUAUUUUCUUGUUUCUUUGGGCUUAAUUUACUGUUCUUUUACUAACUUCUUGAACUGGAGAGUUCCUAACUUCUUCGAAGCUUACCUCAUUGACUUUCAGCCUGCCUAGUUUUUGUUUUGUUUUGUUUUGUUUUAAUAUAUGUAUUUAAUGCUAUAAUAUAUGUAUAUGUAUAUUAAAUAUACAUAUUUAAUAUAUGUAUAUAAUGCUAAGCAUGCGUUUUACCCACAUCCCACAAAUUUUAAUAUGUAGUCGUCUCCUUAUCAUUCAGUUCAAAAUAUUUUCUAAUUUUCAUUGUGAUGUGUUCCAAAUGUUAUUUGGAAAUACAUUUCCUAAUUUCCAAACAUACAGUGGUUGUCUGAUUAUUAUUUUUGUUAAUGAUUUCUAGCUUAGUUGCACUGUGGUCAAAGAACGUCCUCUAUAAGAUUUCAGUUCUUUGAAAUUUGUUGGAACUUAUUUCAUGGCUCAACAUAAAGUCUUUUUGCAAAUAUUCAACGUUUACUUGAAAAAAAAAGUGGAUUCUGCCAUUCUUGGUGCUGGUAUUCUAUAUAUGUCCUUUAGGUCAAGUUUCUUAUUGUGUAGUUCAAAUUUUCUAUAUCUUUAUUGAUUUUUUAAAUCUUCUUGUUCUGUUAGUAACUGAAAGAAGUGUAUUAAAGUCUCCCAAAAUGAUUGUCAAUAUUUUAGUUUUUCUUUUUCGUUCUGUCCAUUUUUAUUUUAUCUAUUUUGAGGCUAUGUUAUUAGUUAUGUAUGCUUUUUAAUAAGUGGUGUUGAGAUCAGCAGAGAGCCAAAAAGGAAAAAGAUAAUAUUGGAUCCGUUCUUUUUGCUGUUACACUAGGAUAAACUCUAAAUCGGUCAAAGAUUUAAAUGUAAAAAUGAAACCAUACAUGUAUUAGAAGAAAACUUAGGUAAGUUACUUACAACCUGAGAGGAAGGAAAGUUUACCUAACUAUGACUCCAGAUCCAGAAGCAAUAAGGGAAUGGACCGAUAAAUUUGGUCACAUUAAAAAAAAUUUUUUUUUUCAUGGCAAAGUGUACUUUGCAUAAGCAAAGUAAAAGGACAAUAAGAAACUGCAAAAUAAAUUUUUCAGAUUAUAUCACAGAGGGUUAAUAGCCCUAGUAUGUAAAGAGCUUCUAAAAGUAGAGAAGACCAACAACCUUAGAAAUUGGUUAAACCUGUACUCUCAGAGAUGAACCAAUAUUUAUAGAAAAAAAAAUGCAAAUGGCUCUUAAUCAUAUGAAAAUAUGCUUACCUUUGCUCCUAAUAAGAGAAAUACAAAUGAAAACUACCCAUUUCUCAACUAUCCAAUUAGUAAAAAUUCAAAAAUUUGACAAUACACUUUGUUGGCACUAUUUUGAAUCACAAAAGAUUGGAUACAACCUGAACAGUAGAGGACUGGAUGAAUAUACUGUGGACCUAUCAGCAGAAUAAGGAAAGUCUUUAUAUACCACAGGAUGAUCUCCAGGAUGUAGUAAGGGGAAAUCAAGAAUACAGUUGUGUAUAAUAUGCUACCACUUAGCUAAGACAAGCAGGAAUACCAAUGAAUGUACGUAUUUGCUCCAUUAAGAAACCAUGGAAGGGGGCUUCCCUGGUGGUGCAGUGGUUGAGAGUCUGCCUGCCGAUGCAGGGGACGCGGGUUCGUGCCCCGGUCCGGGAGGAUCCUGCAUGCCGCGGAGCGGCUGGGCCCGUGAGCCAUGGCCUCUGAGCCUGUGCGUCCAGAGCCUGUGCUCCGCAACGGGAGAGGCCACAACAGUGAGAGGCCCGUGUACCGCAAAAAAAAAAAUAGAAACCAUGGAAGGAUGAACCAUAAAGUUGAAAAAAGUUUCACCUAUAGAGAAAGGGAGGACAUAGGGUUGGGAGAUAGAGAAGUUAGAGUUCUUUGAAGGUACUCUGUCUUGUAGAUUUGACUUUGGAACCACGUAGAUGUUUUAUAUAAUUAUAAAACAAAAUUAAUAUAUUUUUAAUAAAGUAUCCCUAGAAAUUGAAAGUAAAAUGAAAUAAAUGAACUUAACUGUCUAUUCACUUGGUGGGAUUAGCACACAGUUACUAUUCCAAGUAAUUUGAAUGUACAUCCCUUAGAGAGAUGUUCCCUAGAACCAGCAACACAAAAUACCUAUUUUCAGUAAUUAUAUUGUUAUUCUGAGAUUGUGUUUGUAUUGUGGGAUGAGUCAGAUGAGUUAUGUUGAGGUCACUGAGACUAGAGAUUUUUUGACAUGAUUAAAAGUAAAUACAGAUUUAAGAUUGCUGAUAAGGUCAGAUGAAAACUUGUGUUCCUGAAUUUGAAUUCUAGGAUCGAUAUGAACUCAUAAGAGAUUUUAUCUUUAACUAUAUACGUAAAAAAAAAAAAUAUAUAUAUAUAUAUCUUUAUAUAUGUAAUACACACACAUAUACAUAUGUGUAUAUAUAUAUAUUUAUGACACACAUACAUAUAUAUACAUACCUAUGCACACAUAACGUGAAUUUUCCUAGUUCUGCCCACUAAAAGAACCCAACUCAACCCAGUAGCAGUGAGCACCAUUUGUGCCCAGAAUGUGACCUCUAAAUACCAUUAUUACCUACUGAAAGUAAUGAGGGCUUUUUGGAAAAAUGGUUGAUUCCAGGUCUGGGGCAUAAAAUGUAUAAUCUUAGCUUGGAACAUUUUGUCAUACCAGAAAGCAAGGAAGCAAUCAACGUUUACUAGGGUCGUGUCAAACAGAGUUCUGGUGCCAACCUGCAUAAGUGCCCCUGGUCAAAGAUGAGACAGUUUCAGCAACUGCCAUGGACUGAGAAACAUCAAAUAUCUUGAAAUCCAUGACUUUAUAAUGGUAUUAUUAAAUAAACAAAACUAUUGGUCACUUUUGGAAGGUGCCCAGGCAAGAAAAACUCAUUAUUCUGAAAACUGGUGAAUUAAGAGAGUCAACUCCUUUUCCUCUUAUGAUCUGUGUCUGAGUAGUCCAAGAAUUGAUAAGUGGAAGUUUUCCAGAUAAUAAUCAAGGAAUGGUAUACUUAGAUUAUGACCAUUUUGCAACUCAAAUGAAUUAGUGGAUUUAGGCAGUGAUCAUCAAAGAUUUUAUAUUAACAUUAAAGAGAAACAGCUAGGUGUUAUGCACAUUAUGAUGGAAGUACAUACCACCACCCAUGAAGUGGUCUUGCUUAGUGAUGAUGAUGGUAAGAAGAAGAAGAAGGAGAAGGAGGAGAAGAAGAAGACGACCAGAAUCUGGCCAAGUUUCUAGAUCUUACCACCAAUUUAUAGGAAACAUGAAGCACAGAGGAACAAGCAUUUGUAAUACAAUUGUGAAAAUAUAAACAUUGGCUGGAAAACUCAUAAUACUGAGGAAUUACUGUUUUACUUUUUGUGUGUGAUGAUGGUAGAGUGGUUAUUUUUUAAGUGCUUAUCUUUUAGAGAUACAUACUGAAAUAUAUAAAACAUAAAACAACAUGUUGUUUGAGAUUUAUUUCAGAAUAAUUAGGACAGUGAUAGAUGAUACAAGAUUGGAUAUAUAAUGAUAGUUGUUGGAGCUGGGUGAUGAGUACAUCUGAUUCAUUAUAUUAGUCUCUGCUUUUGAAUGUGUUUGAAUAUUUCAAAAUAAAAAAUUAAAGCAGAAUUUUUUUUAAUUGCCAAAAAGUCCUCCUUUUUUCUAAUGCUGACCUUAAAAUCUACUUUUUAAAAUUAAACUAUCUAUACUGGCUUCCGUUUUAUUGGUGCUUGUAUAGUAUGUUUUUUCUAUCUUUUGACUUUCAGUGUUUCUGUUUCUGUAUAUUUGUGUUCUCUUUUGUAAGCAGUGUUUAGUUUUUAAUCUUUUAUCCAUUUUGAAAAUCUUUAUUGGAAUAUUUGGAACAAUUACAUUUAAUGUAGUUUCUCAUAUAUUUGAGUUUAAUUCUCUGUCUUAACAUCUGCUUC